Messenger RNA from Clarias gariepinus (North African catfish), 4912 nucleotides. It is a transcript of the gene ndst2a, whose product is annotated as N-deacetylase/N-sulfotransferase (heparan glucosaminyl) 2a. Gene Ontology annotation, molecular function: heparan sulfate N-sulfotransferase activity; deacetylase activity. Bases 1126 to 3825 code for a protein of 899 amino acids. Gene Ontology annotation, cellular component: Golgi apparatus. Lineage: Eukaryota; Metazoa; Chordata; Actinopteri; Siluriformes; Clariidae. The record is from RefSeq and is a predicted model, not a curated record. The transcript has 19 exons.
GAAGAUGGCGGAUUUGUAGACGAUGCUGUGAACAAGACUGUGAACUAGGAGCUGUUUUAAAACUUACCCAGUGUAUAGAUACUCGCUGUUGGAUAGACGGGAUGUGGAAGAAGUCUGAGUGAUGCUGGUGUUACAAUGGAGACUCUUCAGCUUCUAACAGAUCCUCUCAACUGCGGCGUUCACACAGAUUUGGCUAAUCUCUGAAGGGUUUUGUUUUGGGUUUCAGCACUAAUCUGAGGAAGACUGUAUGUAACACCUUCUGAAGACUUGUGCCUUUUUAUCAACAAGAAAAAAAAAAACCUGGAUUUAUUGCACAUUUUUACACAAUUAGAGGAGAAGCUGACGGAUUAAGUGACCGACCGAAGGAAGCCCAGUCCACAGCAAGAAAUUCCCAGAGCGAACAACUUGGCAUAUUCACCGGGGGCCUCGUACGAGCAUCCUCGUCAGACUUGACUGACUGGAUAAGACUCUUGGACUCGGGAUUUACUAUUUCCAAGCAUGGCCAGGCUGGGUUUCUGCAGGGGGUGCUGUUCACCAUCCUGCCCCUGCCAUGGUCAUCCCCAGAGCAGCCUCUGCUGGGAGCUGUAAACACGUCAGCCACACUUCUCCGUUACCGGCAAUAAAGAAGGCUGCGUCGCAUCGAAUCGUACGUUUGUGUCAGCAUGAGGGAGAAAAGGGAGAGACAGCGGAUCCUUUGAGGAGAGACAGCGGAUCCUUUGAGGAGAGACAGCGGAUCCUUUGAGGAGAGACAGCGGAUCCUUUGAGGAGAGACAGCGGAUCCUUUGAGGAGAGACAGCGGAUCCCUCGAGGAGUGUUACAGGCAGAAGAUUGUCAUAAGAAGCAAGAGCAAGAAACCCAAUCUUCUUAAGUCAGGCUGUGGAGGAAGCUGACGGAGGUGGCUAGAAAGCGCGCACAUGUUGAUGUAACGAAACCAGAGCGUUAAGCAAACGCGUUGAGUUUACUGCGGGAGGCUAGUCAUUGGCUAUGGGGGCCAUGGUGACUUAGCGUAAAUGGCUUCUCUUGACUCAAAGUGUGUACCAUUGUGUGCUGCUCAACCCUUUUCCUCCUUUCUCUUUUCCCCUUAUAUCCCCUCUUCUUCUGGCUGCGAAGGUCGACUCACCCCGAAUGUUUCCUGGCUCCUGCUCUCCUUCAGUGGCGAUGGGGCCGUGGAAGCUCCUGCGGGGCAUCAGGCAGCUGGAGCUCCACCGCCUCAUUCUGGUGCUCAUUAUCUUUUGCCUGCUGUCCAUGGCGCUCUUGGCUUAUUAUGUCAGCAACAGCCCCAAGAUAAAGGAGGCACCUCCUUUGCCUUUCAGUGACUGUGGUGAAGUGGCUGCAGCCGGGGACGGUCUGCAGCACGUACCACUUUUCCUUCCACCAAAUGUUGGCCGCCAGAGGACCGUCAAAGCGGUGGACAACUCUCGCACAGAACCCGUCGUGCUCGUGUUCAUAGAGAGUAUCUACUCCCAGCUGGGACAGGAGAUCGUGGCCAUCCUGGAGUCCAGCCGCUUCCGUUACCACACAGAGAUUGCCCCUAGCAAGGGCGACAUGCCCACUUUGAUGGAACGUGAUAGGGGCCGCUACGCUUUAGUCAUUUAUGAGAACGUGCUUAAAUACGUCAACUUGGAUGCAUGGAAUCGAGACCUCCUCGACAAGUACUGCUCCGAGUUCGGUGUAGGUAUUAUCGGCUUCUUCAAAGCCAACGAGAACUCGCUGCUAAGCGCUCAACUUAAGGGCUUUCCUCUCUUCCUUCACUCGAACCUGGGCCUGCGGGACUACAGAAUCAACCCCGCAGCGCCGCUGCUUUAUGUCACCAAGCCCAACGAAGUGGAGCAAGGCCCCCUGCCGGGGGACGACUGGACCGUUUUCCAGUCCAAUCACAGUACCUACGAACCUGUGCUGUUAGCCAGCACCAAGUCAUCAGAGGCCCUGGCUCACCUCGGUCCCCAUCGAGUCCUGCAUGCCACCGUGGUGCAGGACCUCGGCCUUCAUGAUGGAAUCCAGAGAGUUUUGUUUGGCAACAACCUCUCGUUCUGGCUGCACAAGUUGAUUUUUGUAGAUUCUAUCGCUUAUCUAACUGGAAAGAGACUAUGCCUGUCUCUGGAGAGACACAUACUUGUGGACGUGGACGACAUUUUUGUUGGAAAGGAAGGAACGCGGAUGAAGGUGUCGGAUGUGAAGGCUCUCCUGAACACACAAACCAAACUUCGAACACUAGUUCCAAAUUUCACCUUCAACCUCGGCUUCUCUGGAAAGUUCUACCACGCAGGCACCGAAGAAGAGGACGAAGGUGAUGACAUGUUGCUACAGCACAAGGAGGAGUUCUGGUGGUUUCCUCACAUGUGGAGUCACAUGCAGCCGCACCUCUUUCAUAACGUCAGCGUGUUGUCCGAGCAGAUGAGGCUCAACAAACUCUUUGCACAGGAGCACGGGAUCCCUACAGAUAUGGGCUAUGCCGUGUCACCACACCACUCUGGGGUUUACCCUGUACACAGCCAACUCUACAAGGCGUGGAAGAACAUUUGGGGGAUUCAGGUAACUAGCACGGAGGAGUAUCCUCACCUGAGACCAGCACGGCAUCGCAGGGGCUUCAUUCACAACGGCAUAGAGGUGUUGCCCAGGCAGACGUGUGGUCUCUUCACACACACUAUCUUUUAUAAUGAGUACCCUGGAGGCUCUCGCGAACUGGACAAAAGCAUCCGUGGAGGAGAGCUCUUCCUUACUGUUCUUCUCAACCCAAUCAGCAUCUUCAUGACUCACCUGUCUAACUAUGGAAAUGACCGCCUCGGCCUGUACACUUUUGAGUCUCUAGUAAAGUUUGUGCAGUGCUGGACCAACCUACGGCUUCAGACUCUUCCCCCUCUGCAGCUGGCUGAAAAGUACUUCCAAAUCUUUCCAGAGGAGAGGGACCCCUUGUGGCAGAACCCCUGUCAUGAUAAGAGACAUAAAGACAUCUGGUCCAAAGAGAAGACUUGUGAUCGAUUGCCAAAAUUUCUUGUUAUUGGCCCCCAGAAAACAGGAACCACAGCCUUGCACUCUUUUCUCACCCUGCACCCUGCGAUCACAGGUAGCUUCCCCAGCCCUGUCACUUUUGAGGAGAUCCAGUUCUUUAAUGGUCCCAGUUACCACAAUGGCAUUGACUGGUACAUGGACUUCUUCCCCUUCCCUUCGAAUGCAAGCACAGAUUUUAUGUUUGAGAAAAGUGCUAACUACUUUGAUACAGAGGUGGUUCCCAAGAGGGCUGCAGCCUUAUUGCCCAGGGCCAAGAUCAUCGCUGUGCUCAUCAACCCAGCUGACAGAGCCUACUCCUGGUACCAGCACCAGAGGGCUCAUCAAGACCCAUCAGCUAUCAACUACACCUUCCAUCAGGUAGUGACAGCAGGGCCUUCAUCCUCUAAAGAGCUCCUGGUGCUGCAGAGCCGUAGCCUCAAGCCUGGAGAGUACGCCACACACCUGGAGCGCUGGCUACUGCACUUUCCGUCCAAACAGCUACACAUCGUCGAUGGAACUAUGCUGCGCUCCAAUCCUGCCCUGGUUAUGGACGGCAUCCAGAAGUUUCUAGGCAUCACCCCUAUUUUUAACUACACCCAGGCGCUCAUGUUUGAUGAGGGUAAAGGGUUCUGGUGCCAGAGGAUAGAGGGAAGUCGUCCCAAGUGUCUGGGGAAGAGCAAAGGCAGGAAAUAUCCUGAAAUGGCUGCUGAGACGCGUGCUUUCCUGACGGAGUACUACCAGGAGCAUAACGUGGAGCUGCUGCGCUUGCUGAACAGACUCGGCCUGACGCUUCCCUCUUGGCUCAGAGAGGAGUUACAGAGCAGUAGCUGGAGCUGAGAGAAUCCUGCUGAACCCAAACACACUCAGAACACAGAGGCCCGAGGAACGAGAGCGGCAGUCACUCGGGGCUGAGUCAAACCCUGCUACUCCUAACAACGCUGUAGGAACGACCACACUAUAGUGACUAUGAGCUGCAGCGCGUGUUCAUGGCUAACACUGGGAAUACGUGGACUUCCACACUCAGCCCGUCCCCUGGGCCUGAAGGGACACAUGGUCUUAAUGGUCCUGUUGGACUUGGAAAGAUGAGGGAGAAUGCUGGGAUCCCACUCUCUGUGGAAGCAGCUUUGUUUUUACCAAAAUCCAGAGUUUUCUCACCAGGAGUCGGGUAGAUCCAAAGUGUGGGAUGCAUGAAUGAAUGAAUGAACUUGUGAAUUCUCCGUGCUCACACAAGCCUUGCUCACCCUUCAGAGGAAUGAUCGUAAAAAAAAAACAUUGUACAUUUUAAAGUGUUAUAUAGUUUGGGUCCAAUGGGAUCCGAAUGGAACAAAACGUGAUCCUCGGGCGUGACGUCGGUGUACAGGGCAGAGCUCGGGUUUUAAGCGGGACGCGUUGAAAGCACCAGUCUUGCAGCUCCUCUCUUCUCCUCCUCCUAAACGGACUAUGCACAAUGAGGCGUUUGGAACUUAUGCAAGAAGUUGACGUAAAGUCUAGUGUCCUAGCGUAAUGUUGACAAAAGUAUUGGUCUGAAGUGAAUCAUGAGCUCCUGACCACCUUAAACAUGCACUUUUUUGUUUUUUUAAAUCUUGAUUUCAAAUGUGACCAAGUGCAGUGUGCCUCAUGCAAAUGUCAAUUCUGUCAUGUUGUGUGUUUAUGGAGUUUUAAAUGGUGAGAGAGGGAAAGGGGAGAACCGAGUGACUGCAUUACGAACCUGUGGUAUGCCCUGCAAACACGAGCUACUGUACUGUCUACUUUAUUUUUUAUUUUGUAAAAAAAAAAAAAAAUUAAAAACCCCAAUGCUGUAUCAACUCUAAUAAACUCUUAGAGAGAGUGGAAAAGUUUCUGUUCCCUUCUUUGUAUGCUUUCUUAACUGAAUGCUUCAGGUAGUUGUUUAUCAGAACUUUAAAAUAAAGAACUUUAUUUUAUA